Messenger RNA from Poecilia reticulata (guppy), 2755 nucleotides. Lineage: Eukaryota; Metazoa; Chordata; Actinopteri; Cyprinodontiformes; Poeciliidae. The record is from RefSeq and is a predicted model, not a curated record.
CCAGCGCCCCUCCCUCCUCCUCUUCCUCCUCCACUCUCUCCCAUCGUCCUCUCCUCCUCUCCUCCCCCCGACCCGACCUCUGACCCUGCCCUAGCCCCUCCCCCCGGUCCGUGUCUGCUCAGCUGUUUGGACCGGCUGCUGGGGAGCGUCUCGCUGUGGCAACCCAGAGGCCUGAGUCCGGACACCGCCUCCAGGUUCCUGGAGAACCAGCCAGCAGGGACGUUCCUGGCUCAUGCUGCAGCAGAUCGGGUCACCAUGAUCUCGGUCCGGCUGCCUGAUGAAGGCGGCGCUCCGGCGGUACGCGGCGUGGCGGUCCAACAGCAUCACGCCUUUGUUCACCUGGAGGGAUCCUGGCUGCUCUUUGACGACGUCUUCAAGCUGAUCUCCUUCUACUGCACCAGCAGAGACAUUCUUGCGAUGCCAYUGAAGUUACCUCUGUCUGUUGCCAUGGCAACCAGGGAAGAGGACCUGGAGGUCCUUUCUGCUUUGGGUGCAGAUUUCUGGACGUCUGACCCGAAUCAGAGGCCUCAGAACCCGGACCGGACCGUUCAGCCCAACUCCUACCUGUAUGUCAACCCAGUGCCUGUGGAGGGGCCCAGUUCAGAAAGAAAAUCCUCCGUCUCCAAGCCACAGUCCUUCCUCAGUGAAGCAGUUGCCUCCUCCCUGCAGAAUGGAGAAAUGUCAAAGAAAUUAACUCCACAGGUCAAAGUUCCCAAACGGCCGCCCCCCCGGCCCCCCAGCCUGACUUCAGGCCUUCUCUCCUCUCCUCUCUCACCUCCAGCUACGUCUUCUGGUACUCCAGAAUCUGACAGAAAAGAGGAAGGAAGAGGAGCAGUGAGUGAGAAAGAAGUGAGAAAGUCAACAUCGCCUCCACCGCCGAGACCUACUGCCCCCCAGCUGCCCCAGGGGACAGUACCUCCUGCCCCCCAGCUGCCCCAGGGGACAGUACCUACUGCCCCCCAGCUGCCCCAGGGGACAGUACCUCCUGCCCCCCAGCUGCCCCAGGGGACAGUACCUCCUGCCCCCCAGCUGCCCCAGGGGACAGUACCUCCUGCCCCCCAGCUGCCCCAGGGGACAGUACCUCCUGCCCCUCUCCAGUGUACCUCAGGAUGCCAGCUGCCAGCCAAGGAGGACGGACAAAAUCUUGCAAAGAACUCUCAGGGAGAAAAGAGGAAGGAGAAAUGGGGAAGUAGGGCAGGUCUGCUGGGCGAGGAGGGUGAACAGGAGGAGGCGGUGAAAAGGAAAGCGCAGGAGGAACAAGAGCUGAAGCUGGGGAAGGAGGACAUGCUAAAGACCAACUCCACAUCUUCUCUGGCAAUAAAGAAACCGUCUCGCCCGGUCCCGCCUCCAAGGACUAAGCCGUCCCUCGCAAACUCAGCUGGGGGCUCCAACCAGGCAGCUGGAGGACCAACCGAUCAGAGUGCAGGGAUGAAAGUUCCCCCUCCCUCACCGACUCGGCGCCCAGAUGUGUCCCUGUACUCGCCACAGGGGGCUGCUGGUCUGGCAGCUGACCUCGAUUCCUGCUCAACCAGCAGCACAGAGGAAGAGGGAGAGCUUAACCAGGAGCAGGAUGCAAACCCCAGGGUUCCUGCAGACAGAAGCUGCACCAAAGCAGCCGUCAAGAGAACCCCGACCAUCAUGUUGGACCGAGCCCGCCACCGCCUCUCUACCGUCCUUACUGGACUCAUCUGCCAUGACGGCCGCCUCACCAAGCGAAUCAUCGAGUUGGCCAGAGACCCUGUUAGCUACUUUGGUAACCUGGUCAAGGACCACAGAGCUUUCACCCUGGAGACGAUGUCCAAGCACACGACGUCCACAGAGCUUCUGCAGGAGAUCAGACAGAUGAUGACUCAGCUGAAAAGUUACCUCCUGCAGAGCACGGAGCUGCAGGCUCUGCUGGAGCCUCAGCAUCAGUACACRCAAGACAAGCUGGAGAGCCUGGUGGAAGCGGCUCUGUGUAAGAGCGUCCUGAAGCCGCUGAAGGAACCGAUCUACCGGAGCCUGGAGAGGCUGCACACCGAGAGCCAGAGGCAGCUGGAGCAGAACCAGGCCGUGGUCCUGGCCAGCACCACCACAGCGUUGGGGAUCUGCACCUCCAUCCCGGAGGCGGCGGCAAUGGAGCGGAUCAGCCUGAAGCUGAGCAAGCUGCACCAGGAGUAUUCCCCCCAGAGGAAGAUCCAGCUGCUGCUGAAGGCCUGCAGGCUCAUCUACCACUCCAUGUCCGUCAGCUGCCCAGGCCGGGCCCACGGCGCUGACGACUUCCUGCCUGUGAUGAUGUACGUCCUGGCCCGGUCCAACAUGGCCGCUCUGCAGCUGGACGUGGAAUACAUGAUGGAGCUGAUGGACCCGGCGCUCACCCAGGGCGAAGGUAGGGCAGGGGACGUUAGUGGUSYGUYUUUCCUCCUGACUAAAGCCSCUUUUGCACUGCAGAACCCAGGCUGACGCCGGGCUGAUCGUUUUUGCAUUAGCACUUCCAGCCCGGCUCCCUGGAACCCAGAGAGCUGCGGUUCCGACCGGGCCGGUUUGGAGUUAGCUGUUGAUUGGUUCAUUAGCUGUGGGGGCGGGACAAAGACCAGACCUCUGGAUCAGAGCUGGACUUUCUCCAUGGCUGUCAUUUCAAUAUGCUGCAUCAAUAAACUCCCGUCAUAAUCUGUUCUAACCCUAAUCUGGAUUAGAUUCGCCUCUUCAGCCAAAGAUUUUAACGGUAAAUGUAAAUAACGUUUCUCCAAUGAACCAAUCAGAAGUCGGCCAGGCU